Symbiodinium necroappetens is the source of this 1224-nucleotide messenger RNA. NCBI's taxonomy places the organism in Eukaryota, Dinophyceae, Suessiales, Symbiodiniaceae. The record is from the annotation of a GenBank genome assembly.
AUGGUGCUUGCCGCUGUCACCCGCCCGACUGGGGGCGUUAAGAAGGAUCCGGUCCUUCUGGAGUUCACCAAAUGUUUGUCAGCUGUCUCUCGGGCCUCCCGCUGGAGGAAGGCAUUGGCCUCCUUGCAGAGUGCAGCCACUGAGCUCCUACAGGUAGAUGCCUUCGCAUGCAGCGCUGCGAUUACUGCCUGCGACCGGAACAGUAUUUGGGUUGGUGCACUUCGGCUCUUCUGGCGCAUCGGCACGCUGUCGAUCGAAGCCGACACCCCGUGCUUUAGCGCCGCCCUGGGAGCCGUGGCGAGGUCGAACCUCUGGGAGCAGAGUUCGCUCAUCGAGCAGGAGCGGCGAGAUCGACACCUUGCCGCCUCUGCGACGUCUGCAGCGAAUCUGAUCUUCAGCUUUCGUGGCCGCUGGAAGAGUGCCUUGGACCUUCUCGCCGAUCUCCCGAGCCGAUGGGUCGAGGCAGACGUCUUUUUAGGCAAUGCUGCCUUGGCCACCUGCGAGGAUGCAGAGGAUUCCGCGCUGCUCCUGGUAUCCCACCUCCCUGCCUUGCAAAUUCAACCGGACAUCGUCUCAUUCAAUUCUGCAGUUGGCUGCUGUGCACGCAGUAGCAGCUGGCAAUUGGGCGAGCAGCUGCUGGCCACUGUGCGAAGGAGCCAGCACCUAGACGAAGUCUCCUUCAACUCUUUGGCAGAUGCUUUUGACAAAGCGGGGGAGUGGCGCCGCGCCUCGGAAGUGCUGCACCGCAUGCAGAGCCACGAGCCUACCAACAGCAAACAAAGAGGUGCACGGUGUACUGAUGAAGUUGAUGGUGGUGGUGGUGGUGGUGAUGGUGAGAAUGGUGAUCAGGAUCAUGAUGAUGAUGAUGAUGAUCUUGAUGAUGAUGAUGAUGAUCUUGAUGAUGACGAUGAUGAUGAUGGGGAGGAGGAGGAUGAGGAUGAGGAGGAGGAUGAGGAUGAGGACGAGGACGAGGACGAGGACGAGGACGAUGAUGAUGAUGACGAUGACGAUGACAAGGACGGUCACGAUGGCGAUGAUGAUGGCUACCACCUCCAGCCGGACCUUUUCACUGGAAGCAGCUCCUCGAGCGCUGCAUCGCGGGCCCAGGCCUGGGUGUCUUCUUUGGCCAUGUUUCGGAGCACCCGGAGCCUCGGCAUCGAAACAGACAUGGGCAACUUCAACGUGGCCGUUUCUGCCUUCGGACGAGCACAUGACUGGGGAUCA